AGAUAGCUACCGGUACCAGAUAACAAACACCAACAAGCAACGAAAUGCGUCGCUAAGAUUUGGAUCUGUAUCAAGUACUAAUACGUUUCCAACCAAGAGUUACAGUUGAAUAUACUUCUUUCUGUUCCGUCAAGGUCUUACAGUACUAAUAGUUCAAAGCAGAGAACCAUCAUGUUGAGAACGGCGCUACUAGCGGCACUGGUAUUCUGUUUGUGUCGGCGUGUCCAGGGAUUCACUGCGUACCACCACCACUACAAUAACCUUUGCUCGACAACCACUGCCACUUCUACUACUAGGUUGUUGCUGUCGAGUAGUAGUACUGAAGAAGAUGAGAUUCAUCCGGCCGUGCUGGAAUGGCCCGACAAAUACUGCAGCAACGAGGAAGAGUGUGGAUUGGGUCCCCGCGUGCUGCACAUGGAAUUCACGGUGGAACCAGGAAGCGCGGAGCUAGUGGAAGAUUUGGACGCGUUAAACUGGCCGACGUGGACGACAGCCAAUAAAGAGAAAUGGGCCGUGGGAAAUCAAAACGCCGACAAGAUCAUGCCCUACGGUGAACUGAGCUAUGUACUUUCCGGAAAACUAGAAAUCAUCCCGUCUGGACAGGAGGAAGCUGUGAUUGUAGGACCGGGCGACCUUGUGACGUUUCCCAAGGGAUUCCAAGCUUCCUGGAGGGUUCUAGAGGAGCUGACAUGGCACUACUUUCUAUACUGAGAAGUUUAUUUCGUACUACCGUAUGCACUAGCUAGACUUUAUAAAAAGAUGGAGAUGUACGGUAGCUUGACAACUACGUACGGUACCUAAAGAUCAGAGGUUCACUAGCUA
Messenger RNA from Seminavis robusta, 822 nucleotides. The record is from the annotation of a GenBank genome assembly. NCBI's taxonomy places the organism in Eukaryota, Bacillariophyta, Bacillariophyceae, Naviculales, Naviculaceae.